AGUUUGGUUUGCUGUCAUAUGAUCCACACACUCAUUAUAUAAAUAUAUCUACUUGUUCCACUAUGCUAGUAGCACACUUAUUAUUUUACAUUCCAUUGCAGAUAAUUAUAAUAGUUUUCUGAAAUGAAAUGGAGCAGACAUCCAACAUUCAAGUCCAGAAAGUGAAGCUGGGUAAUCAGGGAUUAGAGGUUUCAAGAUUGGGAUUUGGAUGUGCAGGGCUGAGUGGGAUGCUAAAUACUCCACUUUCACAUGAAGAUGGAUGUUCAAUUAUAAAGGAAGCAUUCUCCAAGGGCGUUACGUUCUUCGAUACAUCUGAUGUCUAUGGAUACAAGCAUGAUAAUGAAAUCAUGAUUGGAAAGGCACUGAAGCAGCUUCCGCGUGAAAAAGUUCAAUUAGCAACAAAAUUUGGAGUUAGGUUCACACCUGAUAUGAAAGUUAUUAUCAGUGGAACUCCUGAAUAUGUACGUGAAUGUUGUGAGUCGAGUCUCAAGAGGCUUGGUGUGGACUACAUUGAUCUUUACUAUCAACAUCGAGUGGAUACUUCAGUGCCAAUAGAGGACACAAUAGGGGAGCUCAAGAAGCUAGUUGAGGAGGGAAAGAUAAAGUACAUAGGAUUAUCUGAAGCUAGUGUGGACACAGUAAGGAGAGCUCAUGCGAUUCAUCCUAUUACAGCAGUGCAGAUGGAGUAUUCUUUGUGGACUCGUGAAAUUGAAGAUGAUAUUAUUCCACUCUGUCGGGAGCUCGGUAUUGGAAUAGUUUCAUAUGGACCUCUUGGCCAUGGGUUCUUUGGGGGGAAGGCAGCGGUAGAGAGUUUGCCUAAAAAUAGUGCUAUGAAUAGGCAUCCAAGGUUCAUCGGGGAUAACCUAGAGAAGAACAAACUUUUAUACAACAGAUUCGCCGACCUGGCUGCAAAGCAUUCCUGCACUCCUCCUCAACUGGCUCUGGCAUGGCUUCAUCAUCAAGAAGACAGGGUUGUACCGAUCCCUGGAACAACAAAAACGAAGAACCUUGAUGCAAAUAUAGGAUCUCUACGAGUAAAGCUUAGUCGUGAAGAUGUGAAAGAAAUCAGCAAUGCCAUCCCUCCUGAUGAAGUAACUGGAGAAAGAGAGAUGUCUAUUCUUUCUGGCUACUGUUACAAAGUAGUUAAUACCCCAAAAUGUAACCUGUAAUUUCUUAUCCUUGUGAGUUGUGGGUGUUACUAAUUUACUAUCAGUGCCAGGAGCACUUCAGCUUUCUUUUUCCAGUUGGGAGAACAAAACCAUAAUAACAAAAAACUGUAAGAGCAUUGAACUUGUUAUGAUAUAAAUUAAAUCACUAGCUCAUGGUUGGAGAAUAGUUUGAUCAUGUCUGGGUAUCAAUGGAAAUGAGUAUCCAGUAAUCAGGACAUUGGUAAAAAAAUAGAUGUUAUUUAGUUUAUGAAUAGAUGGUCCUUGCAAGAUGCAUUGUGCCCAAAAUUGUCAAUAGAAAAUUUGAAGAUUUCUUUAAA
Daucus carota subsp. sativus is the source of this 1486-nucleotide messenger RNA. RefSeq names its product perakine reductase-like. The transcript has 7 exons. The coding region runs from base 129 to 1169 and encodes 346 amino acids. The record is from RefSeq and is a predicted model, not a curated record. NCBI's taxonomy places the organism in Eukaryota, Viridiplantae, Streptophyta, Magnoliopsida, Apiales, Apiaceae. Gene Ontology annotation, cellular component: cytoplasm.